AUGUACCUUCUAUUUUACUUUGCUGAGUCCCCCUUUUUUGACCCUACAUCUAACAAUGCCUCUCUUGCUCUCCAAGCCAUGCAUAAUGAGAACCUUCGGCCUUUCGUGGAGACCCGCGAAGCGUUUGAAGCGCGGCUCAAAACAAUGCAAGGACUUGAGUUUAUGGUCGCGCGUGACCCACUGCUGGAAUCAGCUGCUGCAAAUGCUAGUGCUACAGUUCGAGGUGAACAACCCAAAGAGCCAUCAAAUGUCUGGGUAAUCAGGAAACAGAUGAGGCGAAAGGCAGUUGGAAAGGGAGGCCAAGAUGAUGUGCAGAUAUUGGCAACAUUUUUUGCUGUUGGAGAGUCUGUGUUUAUGGCACCGUCAGUGUGGAGUGUGGUGGGAAGGCGGGUGCUCUCAUCUGUUACUUCAUUGUCAAAGGUUCUCUCAUCCGCUUCUCCGUUACUCUCAUUUUCUCCAUCCUACGGACAUAGCUACUUUUCAUAUACCCCUAAACCCCUCGAAUUUCCACAGUCCGCCCAACGAAACCAAGAAACAACGCCUUUGCCUGACCCCCAAUCUGCCACAAAAGAUGGGCUCACAGCCAAAUUCUCAUCAUCAACUUCGACAUCUAGAAUAAAUUCACCAGAAUUACAAGAUACUCGAAAUUUUGCAGAAAUGCUGAGUCUAUUUACUCGUUAUGGAGACGAAUAUAUGGAUGAUUCGACUUUAAUCGGCGAACCUGGGUCUUUCAUUUUUACGAAAACCGCAGCUCCAGCACAAAAGCUAGCUAGCGGGAUAAAUGUGCCUGAAGUAAAGCAAAAUAUUAAGCCAGGGGCAGGUAUACCUCAGCUCGGAGUAGUGAAGCCAGAUACAAUAGUAGCCGGGCCUGUAAAUCUUCAACCAGAAGCCACAAGGAGCACGGAUGAAAGAAGUGCUGAUAAGGUUCCGUUGUCAUUAAAGGAUAAAGUCAAGAAGAAAAAAGCAUAA
Molecule: messenger RNA, 969 nt
Organism: Ophidiomyces ophidiicola
Lineage: Eukaryota; Fungi; Ascomycota; Eurotiomycetes; Onygenales; Onygenaceae
Gene: MED6
Product: Mediator of RNA polymerase II transcription subunit 6
Exons: 3
Coding region: 1-969 (322 amino acids)
Biological process (GO): regulation of transcription by RNA polymerase II
Cellular component (GO): mediator complex; core mediator complex
Molecular function (GO): transcription coactivator activity
Source: RefSeq, a predicted model, not a curated record